GCCUGACGGGUUAUUCUCUCUCUCUCCACUCACUCUGUUAUUCACUUCCCCGGUUCGUCCCCCAUUCUCACGUCAUUAACAAAUCAUUUAUUCAUUAGACUGCAUUCUCAUGUGAAGUCCUCUCUUUCUCUCUCUAACUAAAUUAUUCAUUAAACUCCAUUCUCAUGUGAAGUCCUCUAUUAUCUCUCCUCUCUCUCUAACUAAAUCUUGUUCCUUGCUUUCUCUCUCCUCCACUCUGAAACUUAUUCCUCCAUGUGCUCCUUCUGAUUCCUCCACCCCCCGGCAUCCAUAAACCCGUCCCUUAAACCCCCAUUAAUUUAAAACCACACCACUCCCCCUCACAUGCACACACCAGGCCUCUCUUUCUCUCUCCUCUCUCUACCUUGUUCCAUGUCCAUCAUGGCCUAGCUGUCCUCGGAUCCAGAGUUUCAGGCCCUUCAAUAUAAACAAUUUUACAUGGGGAUAGCCGCUCCUCUCUUCUCCUCCUCCUCCUCUCUCUGAACCAACCUCUUCUCUCUCGGCCCAAUGCGCGUUAUUAUGCCUGCGCAGCCAUGGCCGAGCUGCAAAACCUUGUUUCUUUCUCUUCUCUGCCUCUCUUUCCUCAAUUCACAAUUCGCUCUUGCCAUUGAUGAGCAGGGCCAAGCUCUUCUAGCUUGGAAACAUAGCCUCAAUGACUCGACUGCCAUGAGCGACUGGAAUCCCUCUGAUCCCAACCCCUGUAACUGGUUUGGCAUCACCUGUGGCGCGAACAAAGAGGUUCUCUCUCUAACUCUAAGUUCCCCUCUUCUUCUUGGUCCCUUGCCCUCUGGUUUUUCUGCCCUUGCCUCCCUAGAGACUCUGAUUCUCUCCGGUACGAACCUCACGGGCCCAAUUCCACCACAAUUUGGUGAUUACAGAGCCCUGAAGCGUCUCGAUCUCAGCAACAAUGGCCUCACAGGCCGAAUUCCUAAUGAGCUCUGUAAAUUAAACAAUUUGCAGAGACUUUACCUGAAUUCAAACCAAUUUGAAGGCCCAAUCCCUGCUUUAAUUGGUGAUCUCUCUGAGCUUCAAUGGCUGAUUCUAUACGAUAACCAGUUUAGCGGCGCGAUUCCUCAGAGCAUUGGCAAAUUGCAGAAGCUCGAGGUUUUUCGAGCAGGUGGAAAUGCAAACCUCGAAGGCCAAUUGCCUGAAUCAAUUGGAAAUUGCAGUAGUCUCACCAUGCUUGGCCUCGCGGAGACCAGUGUUUCAGGCAACUUGCCUGCAACUCUAGGCCAGCUCUCGAAGCUCCAGACGCUAGCCAUUUACACUGCCAUGCUCUCAGGUCCAAUCCCAAAAGAGCUCGGGAACUGCAAACACUUGCAGAGCCUCUAUCUCUAUGAAAACUCCCUCUCUGGCUCAAUUCCUCCUGAAAUUGGGCUUUUAUCAGAGCUCCAAAACCUAUUGCUAUGGCAAAAUGCUUUAGUGGGUGUUAUUCCACAGGAGAUAGGCAAUUGUAGCAAUCUCGAAGUGAUCGAUCUCUCGAUGAAUAUGCUUACAGGUAGCAUUCCAAUUGCCAUGGGGAAGCUUUCAAAAUUACAAGAGCUUCAACUCUCCGUGAAUCAGAUCUCCGGUGAGAUCCCACUUGAAAUUGCAAAUUGCUCUGGCUUGACACACCUUGAGAUUGACAACAACCAAAUUUUAGGCCAAAUUCCGGCAGAAUUUGGAAAUUUGGAGAAUCUCACUCUGUUAUAUGUUUGGCAAAACAAGCUCGAGGGGCCGGUACCUGAGACCUUAGCUAACUGUGUUAAAUUGCAGGCUCUUGACCUCUCUCAGAACAACUUAAUGGGUUCGAUCCCGAGAGGUCUCUUCAAUUUGAGGAACCUCACCAAGCUUUUGCUCUUGUCGAAUGAGCUCACUGGUUUCCUGCCACCAGAAAUCGGGAAUUGCAGUGCGCUUUUCCGGUUUAGAGCUGCAGGAAAUAAGCUGUCCGGCGAGAUUCCAGCAGAGAUUGGUCGACUCAAGAGCUUGAAUUUCCUUGAUUUAGGAGAUAACCUGUUUACUGGACCCAUUCCUAAUGAGAUUUCUGGUUGUUCAGGGCUCGAGUUCUUGGACCUGCAUUUGAAUGGGCUCACUGGCUCGUUGCCAUCUAGCCUAGGCAGGCUCAUGACUUUGCAAGUCAUGGAUGUGUCUUGGAACCGGCUUAGCGGGCCACUAGGACCCGAGGUGGGCUCCUUGCGAGCCCUGAGCAAGCUCAUAUUAAGGGGCAAUGGCUUCUCUGGAGCCAUACCAGCAGAGCUCAACUCAUGCACCAGGCUACAGCUCCUUGACCUAAGCAGCAAUGGGUUUUCGAAUGAAAUCCCAGCUCAAUUAGGCAGUAUUAUUGGUCUGGAAAUUGCCUUAAACCUCAGCUGCAACUCUCUUUCAGGGCCCAUACCCAAAGAUCUCUCUGGCUUGGUUAAGCUCACAACCCUCGAUAUUUCGAGAAACCGGCUUUUGGGUAGUCUGGAAGUCUUGGCCUCUCUCCAAAACCUCGUCACGCUAAAUGUCUCGUAUAACAAUUUUUCUGGCGAGCUUCCAGACACACCAUUCUUUCGCAGGCUCUCUCUCAGUGACCUCACAGGAAAUGCAGGGCUCUGUGUCACCGGAUGCAUCGAGCCUCGUACACGCACCGCAAGCGCGAACGUGAUGCGCAUUGCAAUGAGUCUAUUGAUCGGGGCCACGGCCGCACUACUGUUGUUCGCUCUGUACAUGGUUCUGCGCACGAGGAAUGGAGCCAGAGGUAUGGGAAACGAAGAGGACGGUGAACUACAGGGGCCAUGGCAAAUGACCCUGUAUCAGAAAGUCGACGUAUCCGUCGAAGACGUGGUCGACAGCUUGGUAACCACGAAUAUAAUCGGCAAGGGGUGCUCCGGGGUUGUGUACCGUGCACGCAUACAUGGAAACGAGAACAAUUCCAUUGCAGUGAAGCGGCUCUGGGGUGGAUCAGAGAAGGCAUCAGCACUCGCAUUCGCGUGCGAGACGAGCACGCUCGGGGCGAUCCGACACCGCAACAUCGUGAGAUUAUUGGGGUACUGUUCAAGCCCUAAUGCGAAGCUUUUGCUGUAUGAUUAUAUGCCUAAUGGGAGCUUAGGGUCUCUGUUACAUGAGGGGGGUAGUGUGGGGAAAGGGGUUGGAGGUGUGGUGGGUGAAUGGGAGGUGAGGUAUAAUGUUUUGUUGGGAGCUGCUCAAGGCUUGGCGUAUUUGCACCAUGACUGUACGCCUCCAAUAUUGCACAGAGAUGUUAAGUCCAACAAUAUACUGCUUGGGCCUCAGUAUGAGCCCUAUUUGGCUGAUUUUGGGGUAGCCAAGUUGAUGAACGGAGAGGCCCAUCAGGCGUCCAGGUCCAACUACCCACAGUUUGCUGGAUCCUAUGGUUACAUCGCUCCUGAGUACGGUUGCAUGCUAAGGAUAACCGAAAAGAGCGACGUAUACAGCUUCGGAGUUGUGGCUCUCGAAGUCUUGACGGGGAAACGGCCCAUCGACCCUUCUUUGCCCGAAGGCACCCACUUAGUACAGUGGGUGCGGGACCAUCUAUCUCCUCAUAACAGCAAGACAGAAAGAGUGAACCACGUCUCUUUCUCUCUAUUCGACCCACGCUUGCAAGGCGGUGGGCCCGCACAGGCCGAGGAGAUGUCUCAGGCCCUAGGCAUAGCCUUGCUUUGCGUCGUCAGGAACCCCGAUGAACGACCCACGAUGCGCCACGUAGCGGCCCUACUGAAGGGCAUACACCACGAUCUAAAUGCGCAUCAGGCCCACAAGCUUGACUUAUAUCAGCCCCAACAAACACCAAAAUACCCAUCUCGUUCAAACGUCACCUCAUCUCACUGCUCUUUCUCUUUGCUCUACUCUUCUGAUGAUCCCAGCCAAAACAACCCCUGAAAACUGUGUGGCGCAAAACAGCCCAUGUAAUGGUGGGUGCAGAGAUAAAAAAUCCCAUAUCUCAAAUAUUCCGACACAUAUUUUGAGUGGAAAAAUUAGAAACAUGGGAAGGCCUCGAGAGAAGGUUGUUGGGGUGAGCUGGUUGGAUGUUGACGGAAUGGUGGGGUUUCAAAACAGAUGUUUGUGAGGAGAGCACAGGGUGUCGAGCCCCAUUAUGAUGGCCUGAGAAACGUAUUUAUUUUUGUGCAGAGAUCGACUCAGACGUAGAAUAUGUGAAAACACAAAUCUUUCGGAUCAAGGGGAAAAGAGUCGAGAGUGAGAGAGGGCCCUUAUUCAUGGUAAAGAGAGAGCGAAUGUGUAUAUGAUUGAGUGAGAGAAGGGGAAUGUCAAGAAGUAGAGAGAGAAAGAGAGGGUGUGGGGUGCUGUCGGAGCACGUGGAUUUUAGGUAAGGAAAAGGCUGCAUUGGGAAUAUGCCAGAGGUGGGGUCACCCUUAGUGUCGCUUUCAUUGAAGAUGAAGAGGGAAUUGAUGGGUAGUAUGAUUUACUUUUAUGCGGAUUCAGUCCUGAAACAUGUGGGGUUGGGGGGGCCUGUUCAAGGACAUGGCUUUGGUUCUUGUUUAAUUCUACUAUUUUUGUUGUAGAAAGAAAAGCAAGAGAUUGAGAUUCAAAAUUCGGAGAGAUGUGUAUAUGGUUGUGGAUAGGUUUUCAACCUUUUGGGGGUGGUGGAUUGUACGUGGUUAAUGGGAUCUUGUAAGGA
This is a messenger RNA of Amborella trichopoda, 4633 nucleotides long. RefSeq lists its product as uncharacterized. The record is from RefSeq and is a predicted model, not a curated record. NCBI's taxonomy places the organism in Eukaryota, Viridiplantae, Streptophyta, Magnoliopsida, Amborellales, Amborellaceae. Gene Ontology annotation, molecular function: ATP binding; protein binding; protein kinase activity. Gene Ontology annotation, biological process: protein phosphorylation.